Molecule: messenger RNA, 3116 nt
Organism: Durusdinium trenchii
Lineage: Eukaryota; Dinophyceae; Suessiales; Symbiodiniaceae
Source: the annotation of a GenBank genome assembly
GUGAAUCCCUUGACGGCAUGAGCUGGCAGAUGACCGCUGUGUCUUGGAUGCUUCCCUCACUUUCAUGCUGCAUGAUCACUGCAAUGUGGUGAGUGUUUAAGAUUCGACCGGACACCCUCGUCGGGCGCAACCAUGGGGCAAUUGACGCAAGAGGCACGGCUGCGGUUCCGGAACGCGCGGAGGGACUUGAAAUACGACAGGAUCAAUGCAGCCUUGGAUGAGGCCACGCAAGCCUAUGCCUCCUUCCAACUCUCCGGAGAUCUAGAUGGAAUGGCAGAGUGCGUGCGCAUCGUCAGCCACGCCCUCGGGCGACAGGGCUUGCGCAAGCAAGCUGUUCAGAUGGCCACAGAAGAGUUGGAGAAAUUCAGAGAGAAGAAUCAGAAGCGAGCAGAGGCGCUGAUGUUGGUGACCUUGGCGGAGAUCAAGCUGAACGCGAACCAGAAAGAGAGUCGCGAAGAGGCCUGCCAUUUGGCGAACCAAGCGCGGCUGGCCUUCACGAAUUUGAAGGACCGGAAGAUGGAAGGCGAAAGCUGCCUGGCCAGUGGAAACGCCCUCCUAAAGUGCGGCGCUUUCGAUUUCGCCUUAGAGGCUUUUCAGCAAGCCCGUCCAAUUUUUAAAAGCUUGCAGCAAGUGUCUUUGGAGGGUAGAGCACUCCAUGGCUUGGCCUGCUGCCAUGCAGCAGGUGGCCUUUAUACCCGAGCAGUAGAGCAAGCCAAAGAGGCCUGCAAGUGCUUCGAAACCUCUCAAAGCAGCAUCUUUCAAACUGCUGUGCUUGAGGCAAUCAGCUCUUGGUAUGUGGAGUGUGGGGAGCUGCAGUUAGCACGAAGCUUUGCGGAGCAAAGCCUGGCAAUGGCGCAAGAGGCAUCUUCGCCUCGACGGGAAGCCUCUGCUUUGCGUAGCUUGGUCAAGGUCUACAUUCUCCAGGGAGAUGCGAACUCUGUGCUGGGGAACUGCUUGGAUGCAGUGUCGCGCUACAGGGACAUGAACGCCCGGGAGGCUGAGUCCAUUGCUUUGGCUGCCCUGGUGGAAUGUUCCAUUGCAUCUCAGGUUCGACCCAGGAGUUUCUUGAUCCCACACUGCCAGGGCAGCUUGGACAGGAGCCUGCAAGCAGCCACGGAUGCAUGCAUCGCCUUCCGGGAGAUGGGGGAUGCUCACCAGGAGAUGCACAUGUGCUGCACCAUGGCACGUCUUUGUUUGGAGCAUCAGCAGCUGGAUCAGGCUGAAUCUCAUGCCCGCACUGCACUGCAACUGGCCCGGGGACUGGAUGACAGGUUGGGCCAUGGUGAAGCUCUAGGACUUCUUGCGCAGGCCUUCAUGACAAAGGAUGAUGGUUCCGAGAAGGCAUUAGUCCUGCUGAAGAAGGAGCAAGUUGUUUGUCAAGAUGCCAAGGAUCAGCUUGGUGAGGCCUUAUGCUCCCUCUCUUUGGCUCACGUCUACAUGGAGUUGAGCAAACCCAAAGAGGUCUUGGCUUCAGCCGAUGCCGCCAGCCGCUUGUUUCGAUCCAUUGGGGACAAGAUGGGUGAGUUGUCCGCACUUCAGAUCACUGCAGAUGUCCAUGCCAGGGCCAUGCGGUAUGCAGAGAUGUCCUCGGCACUCGAGAAGGCCUUGACGUUGGCCGAAGCAUUGGGUGACGUGGUGACCGAAGCCAGUCUUAACAUCAGCUUGGCGCAGGCACAGAUGGGCCUCUUGGAGGUCUCCUCGAUGCAGCCGAAGAGCGACACCUUCCAAAUGCAGGGCGCACUGGCGGCGAAGGCUGCCAAGAGAGCAGUGGCCCUGGCCCGGCGCCAACAGAGGUCAGACUUGAUCAUCUCCGCCCUUUGCGCCCUCUCCCAGACUCAGUUUCUGGUUGGUGAGAAGCAGGCAGCUCGCUCUGCGGCCAAAGCUGCUGCCAGCUUGGCAAAAGGUCAGCCACUGACCGAGGCGACCGCAUUGGUCCUGGCAGCCAACUCGUGCAUUGCCAUGGGCAAAACCGAUGCAGCCAAAGAAGCCGCCAGCAAUGCUCUUUACCUCUUUGAGGAGGUCAAGGACUAUGUGGGACAAGACCUCGCCAAGGCGACCUUGGAUGCAAUAGACAACCCUGUGAGUGCGGUGAGCAUCUCUGGAAAGAUGCGGCUGGUGCGCAAGCGAAAGACCAGUGUGAAUGCAGAGGCUUUACGACAGAAGGUCCGGAACGUGGUGUCCGAGAUCGUUGGUAUGGAUGCCUUAAUGGAUGACACCCCAUUAAUGCAAUCAGGCUUGACAAGUCAGUCAGCGGUGCUUUUGCGCAACGCUUUGUCCAAUGAGAUUCCUGGCCCGAGCCUUCCCUUCACCUUGAUGUUCGACUACCCAUCGAUCACCGACUUGUCGGCCUUCUUCGUAGAGUCAGCUGGUGGAGAAGAAGAGGAGGUGGAGGAGUGGGUGGAAGACACCUCCGCAGCGGGCGCGCGGAAGGCACAAGCUCGAUCAGGCCCAAGUCCAGACGAGCUCAGGAAGCAGGUCCGUGAUGUGGUUGCGGAGAUCGUUGGCAUGGAUGACUUGGUGGAUGACACUCCUUUGAUGCAAGCGGGUUUAACGAGCCAAUCAGCAGUUCUCUUGAGGAAUUCCUUGAGCAAGGAGUUGCCUGGUGCCAGCCUUCCGUUCACCAUGAUGUUCGACUAUCCUUCGAUCAAUGCGCUCACCGAGUUCUUUGUUGCUCGAAGUGGGCCCCAGGUAGACAUGGACAUGAUUGAAGAUGAAGAUGAGGGUGCUCCCAUGAUGCGCAGCUCACUGGACCCGCAAGUCACACAACGGCAGGUAAGGCAGAUCGUGGAGGACAUCGUUGGUAUGGACGACUUUGCAGAUGAUGCUGCACUGAUGCAGCAUGGCAUCACCAGCCACAAUGCGGUCCUUCUCAGGGACGCGCUCUCCAAAGAGUUCCAGGGGCCCAAUAUGCCUCACACGCUGAUCUUCGACUACCCUUCGGUGCUUGACCUCACAGAGUACAUCAUGGUACGAGCUCAAAAGUGAAUGGUCUCACCGCAGGCAGCUCCUUCACAGCUCGACUCAGCAGUACUGUCCAGGUCCGACGGAGGUCCUUCCCUCCGUUGCGACGGUCCACGGAGUCCACAGAGGGAUGGACCUCCGUGUUUUUUUGCAUC